AUGCCGUCUGAAGCGCCCUACCAAGAUCAUACAUCACCGGGAACAGCUCAACAGGAGCACAGGUUGCUGCUACCGCCACGUGACGAGGGGCACCCAAUAGACUCUAAACGUGAAGAGAACCUGGAGGAAUGCCUUCAAGCGCCGGAGAAGAGUGGAGCUUGCGAGCCACAGCCACCGCCGCCACCACAACAAACUAUCGUCUUUCGUGCGGUCUCGACAGCAGUGCCGCAAACGGAGCAAAUUCGACGCCGAUCUUGCGACCUGAAGCGGCUCAACUCCUGUAGAUCUUCAAGAAGCCUCAUCCUGCGAGAUCAAAAGAAAAAGAGGUUGCAUGCGACGUCGUCGGCGCACGGUCUACCACGUCGCCACCUUCCCGUUCACCAUGAUCAUUUCGAUAGAGUCAGCAAUCAUCGUUCGUCAAAGGGUAACGAGAAUCCUUGUCAUCUACACGCAGAACGCUCGACGAAGGCGUCUCGUCAGAGCCAUCCGCUGCCGGUGGGGACGUCGCCGUCCAACGCGGCAACGAGUGGUUCGCAGAAGCGCAACUGUGUGGAGACUGCUUCAGAUCGGCCAGUCACUAGACCGGACCGGACCAGUGUGAUCACUUACCGGUUCGACGCCGAUUCGGCUGAGGAGAAGCUUCCCGGUAGUGGGUCGGCGAAGGAUGUCCGCUCAAAGAUUGCACCACUUACAGUACCAGUUAAAUCAAAAGAACUGCAGUGGAGUAACCGGCAGCCCGGACCAGUAGAUGUGAUGCAAUCACCAGUUCCGGGCAUCAAAAGGUGCGUGACACCGGAUGAGACGGCGCACAAGUUUGAGGCAAACACAAAGAUGGAGCCACGAGAGCAAGUUCGACUGGAGAAGCAGCGGAGCCACCACAGCAAUCGGGGUCAGCGGACGCCCGGUGUCAUGCGUCGCAAUCAACCGAGUCAUACGUGGACGAAAGUAGAUCAGCAACAGCAGCAGCUAACUCUGCGAUCUACCCGCCACGCCGAGAAAGUUCAUAAGAUGAAGAGAAGUGGUGAGGCUGAGUUGGGCGUCUCACAUCGAAGGAAGCUGCCGCCCAGAAGAGCAUCAAGCCGAAGGACCUGCAGGCAGUCGAGCGACCACUCACCUAGUAGCACGUCUCGAUCGUCUGCCUCGGCCAAGAGUUCUGAGUCGAGCAGCGAAACCGGCAGGGUAGCGAGUCGCGAGGGUUCGACGGUGUCUAGUCGAACGGUCCCGGGCCGCAGCAGAAGACCCAUCAAACACAGUGCGCCAGUCACCGACAAGCAUCCACAUCACCGAGCGCUGAGCCGCCACCACCAACCGGCGGUCUCAACCACGGCGGCGGUGGGAACAACCAGAUCGAGCCACCCGAAGGAGACAAAGACACAAGAGGGACGGCUCAGGAGGAUCAGGAACAAACUCUCCAUCAUCUUCCACCACCACCAUCACCACCAUCUCAACCAAGGCAAGGUGAGCGGAGACGACUCGAGCGAGGACGGCGACGGCGUGGAGCGCCGCCACAGGUCCUCCCGGGAGCACCUCUGGAACAUCAUCCGCCGCACGAGCCAAGCCGACCAGGUGGGACGGACGGGGAGGAGGGCGCCAACACAGCGUCAGCAUGGUCACCUGUACGCCUUCCUGGAAGGGGUGAUCCGGCAGGUGUUAAUAUUGGCGCGGAGGAAACGGAAGGCGGUCCUGCCCAACAAGCCAGUCCGGGCAGGGAAGGCGAAGAGAGUACGCUGGUGGCAACGGUUGAGACGGCGAGGGAGAAGGGCGAGACUGGCCAUGCCACGUCUCAGACUGGGUUUCGGCAGGGCCACCCGCAAAACCUGA
This is a messenger RNA of Musa acuminata AAA Group (dessert banana), 1821 nucleotides long. RefSeq lists its product as uncharacterized. The record is from RefSeq and is a predicted model, not a curated record. The transcript has a single exon. Lineage: Eukaryota; Viridiplantae; Streptophyta; Magnoliopsida; Zingiberales; Musaceae. Bases 1 to 1821 code for a protein of 606 amino acids.